AAACAAGUUGCUAGUCAGGAAAGAUUAUGAAGUCAUAAUACAUUCCCAUGCUGGUUUACUGAGGCUUUGAGCUUAGAGCAAAAUGGAACAAAAAUAUGCUUUACUCAACCAAGGAGAGGAUAAUGAAAUGGAUGUCACUGGAUACAGAACAGAGAGAUGGCGACAGAUCUUGUGUAUUAUUGGGUAUAUCUUUUCUCUUGGGUUUCUUCCACUCCUGUUCUAUUGGAAGCCAGAGAUAAGUGUAUGGUGCAAAUGUACCCCAUGCAGUUUGGAUAAAGCUGAUGUUAUACUGUUCCGGACCACAGAUGAAUACAAACAAUACUUUAAAAAGAAGGUAUCCGUUAUUUAUCCAUCCUUACAAGGAGCAAAGCCUGAUCAAGUGAUUGCUGAUCAAAAUUCCAUUAUAAGUAAAUGUUUAAUGAAGUCCAAAGGCAAGAUACGCUGUGUAAAAGUGCAGAAAAUACAUUGUGUUUGGGAUGCUUCAGAAAGCCAAUUUAGGAAAAUAGGGAUUCUGGAUGAAGGUCUCUCCUGUUCAGACAUUCACACCAAAUAUGGAUCAGGCUUAUCCAACGAAGAGCAGAGCCUUAGGAAACAAAUGUGUGGUCUAAACAAAAUUGAAGUGAAGAUUAUUCCCAUUUGGAAACUGUUGUUUAAGGAGAUUUUCAACCCAUUUUAUGUUUUUCAAGCCUACUCUUUAUCUAUUUGGAUAGCAACAAACUAUCUUGAAUACUCCAUGGCUAUUCUACUGAUGACAGCGAUGUCCAUAAUUGCAACUGUAUAUAAUCUGAGAGUGCAAUCAAUCAAAUUACAUAAAAUGGCUGAAUCGUAUAACAGUAUUAUGGUUACUAUGCUUCAAAAAAAUGGAGAAAUCAAAGAAGUUGAAUCACAGUCACUGGUCCCAGGAGAUGUCAUUGUAUUGUCUGAAAACAAGCUUUUCUUACCCUGUGAUGCCAUAUUAAUUAGUGGAGGGUGCACUGUAAAUGAAGGCAUGUUAACAGGAGAGAGUAUUCCAGUGACAAAGACCCCUCUACCUAACAUAGACAACUCUGUACCAUGGAAAAUCCACUGUGGGGAUGACUAUAAGAAACAUGUCUUAUUUUGUGGAACCCAACUCAUCCAGACAAAGCCACAUGGCAAGGAUCUGGUCAAAGCAGUUGUGCUACAAACAGGAUUUAAUACUGCAAAAGGUGACCUUGUGAGAGCCAUUCUGUACAACAAGCCUAUUAGCGUCAAACUACACAAACAAGCGCUUCGAUUUCUCGUUGUACUUGUAUUUAUUGCCCUGGCCGCAGCUACCUACACAGCGGUUGUUUACUCAAUUAAUGGGGCCAGUGUACAUGACACGGUGCUUAUGACAUUGCUGAUGAUCACGGCAGCAGUGAAUGCAGCCCUGCCUGCUGCUUUGACAUUGGGGCUUUUGUAUGCUCAAACAAGGCUAAAGAAAAAGGGUAUUUUUUGUAUUAGCCCUCAGAGGAUUAAUAUGGCUGGACAACUAAAUCUGGUCUGUUUUGAUAAGACAGGCACUUUGACCGAAGACGCCUUAGAUUUAUAUGGGCUUCUUCCAUGUGAAGGAAGUUGUUUUCAGAAAAUGCAUCAAUUUUCUUCUGGCAACACCCUGCAUUGGGGUCAUCUGCUUGGUGCCAUGGCUAGCUGCCAUUCACUCAUCAUACUGGAGGGUAAAAUACAUGGAGAUCCUCUGGAAUUGAAGAUGUUUGAAGGAACAAACUGGGAACUUGAAGGCUACAUCCCGUGCAGUCAAAAAGAUGGAACAUCCGCUUCAUGUACAAUGGUAAAACCAGGACUCAAGGCUAAUAAGGUCCCUGUGGAAGGAAUCUCCAUUCUGCAUCAGUUCCCUUUCUCCUCCACGGUGCAGCGCAUGUCUGUUAUCACACAAGCUAUAGGACUGCCUGGCCUUACACUGUAUUUAAAGGGAGCUCCAGAGGCGGUUGUCCGCUAUUGUAAACCAGAAACAGUUCCACACGAUUUUUCGGAGAGACUUGACUUCUAUACAACACAAGGUUUCCGAGUGAUAGGACUGGCCUAUCGAUCAAUAGACAUUGACUUUCAAGAGUUGGAACACUUACAAAGGGAGGAUAUGGAAUGUGACCUAACAUUCCUGGGGUUCUUGAUCAUGGAAAAUCGCCUUAAACCAGAGACAAGUGCAGUGCUGCAGGAGCUGACCACAGCUAACAUUAGGACUGUAAUGGUCACAGGUGAUAAUCUCCAAACAGCUCUGACAGUUGGAAAGAAUUGCGGCAUAAUUCCCACUGAUGGACAGAUUAUUUUAAUAGAAGCUACUGAAAGUACAGAAGGUGUACCACCAUCGAUUACGUGGCGACCUCUGUGCGAAAUGCAAGCAAGCAGAGUUCAAACAAAAAAGAUCCAUAUUGAUCGUAGAGGUGACCAGUUAUUUUAUCCCACUACAUGUGGAAACUUUCACUUUGCAAUGAAUGGGAAAUCCUACCAAGUCAUUGUGCAACAUUUCUAUGACCUUCUUCCAAAGAUACUUCUGAAUGGUACCAUUUUUGCUAGAAUGACACCACGGCAAAAAUCAAACCUUAUUGAAGAACUUCAAAAAAUAGAUUUUUAUGUUGGAAUGUGUGGAGAUGGUGCAAAUGAUUGUGGGGCACUUAAGGUGGCUCACGCUGGAAUUUCUUUAUCAGAACUGGAGGCAUCUGUUGCAUCCCCUUUUACUUCAAAAAUUCCGAAUAUUGAAUGUGUACCAAUGCUAAUCAAGGAAGGACGGAAUGCUCUUGUCACUUCCUUCGCGAUGUUUAAAUUUAUGACUAUGUUUAUCCUGAUUGGACUGUUUUGCAUAGUGCUCCUGUUUUGGAGACAAAAACUUCUUGGUAACUACCAGUACCUUAUGCAAGACUUGGCUAUCAACAUUACAUUUGCCUUAACAUUGGGAUUAAAUGGCCCAGCCCCAAAACUGGCUCCAUAUAGACCAUCAGGACAUCUUCUGUCGCCUCCUCUUCUACUAUCUGUUUUUCUGCAUUUUAUUUUCACUGCUAUGGCACAGACGACAAUAUUUGUCUUACUGUUGCAGCAGCCAUGGUAUAGUGAAACUGAUGUCUUCAGUGCCUGUCUUCCAUUAAACCACACUACAGCAAAUGUUACUACAAGAGAACCUAGAUUUGCUGAGAACUUUUUAACCGCUACCAUGUUUCCUGUAACAGGAUUUAACCUUAUCACAAUUGGAUUUGUUUUCAGCAAAGGAAAGCCAUUUAGACAGCCUCUGUAUACUAACUAUUGGCUUUUACUUUUAGUAAUCUUCCAAGUUGCAUCCUAUUUAUUUCUGCUUUUUGCAGAUUUUGAAGUUGUGUACUAUGCCAUGGAGCUUGUUUGCACACCAUAUGCCUGGAGAGUCCAUAUCUUCAUUACAAUGCUUGUUCAUUUUGUUGUAUCAUAUGCUGUGGAGGAAGGAUUCAUUGAAAACAGAAUGCUCUGGCUGAAAAUAAAGAAGAUAUUUAACUAUAAAUCAAAAAGCCAAUAUAGAAAACUACAACGGAUGCUAGAGAAUUGUCCAAAUUGGCCUCCUCUAAACAAAACAGACUAUGCAACCAAGUCUGUCUCUACAAUGAAUGGCAGGUUCAUGAUUUGUAAUGAAACUGUUCACCAGAUCCCUAUGGUAGAUAUCAAAGAACAGAUUACUGAACAGAUUUAUUUAUAGGGUGCAAUUGAACACACAUUCUGUUCAAGUUCUAAGCUAACAUCAAAUAAUAUUUAGUAUCGCCAUUUCAUUUAUAU
Messenger RNA from Spea bombifrons (plains spadefoot toad), 3750 nucleotides. RefSeq names its product probable cation-transporting ATPase 13A5. Gene Ontology annotation, biological process: intracellular calcium ion homeostasis; polyamine transmembrane transport. Lineage: Eukaryota; Metazoa; Chordata; Amphibia; Anura; Pelobatidae. The record is from RefSeq and is a predicted model, not a curated record. The coding region runs from base 83 to 3673 and encodes 1196 amino acids. Gene Ontology annotation, molecular function: polyamine transmembrane transporter activity; ATP binding; P-type transmembrane transporter activity. Gene Ontology annotation, cellular component: late endosome membrane. The transcript is spliced from 30 exons.